Molecule: messenger RNA, 1561 nt
Organism: Drosophila nasuta
Lineage: Eukaryota; Metazoa; Arthropoda; Insecta; Diptera; Drosophilidae
Product: phospholipase B1, membrane-associated-like
Exons: 1
Coding region: 157-1464 (435 amino acids)
Biological process (GO): phospholipid metabolic process
Molecular function (GO): glycerophospholipase activity
Source: RefSeq, a predicted model, not a curated record
UUAUGCGGAAUCGCCUAAAGCUCAAGACCCCCAGCAAUUAACCUGGUACAAUUACAUAAAAUAAAAAGAGUUAAAGUUUUUAAAAAUCGUAGCGCAGUAACAAAACAACAUCAGAGUCAACUAGACAAUAGACUGUUAAACAAAUAUUUAAGCAACAUGCUUCUGUUGCUGAUACUUACAUUAUUGUCUUUGACCAGGAGCAGGCCUGAGUCUGGUGUGGAAAUUGUGAAUUUAUCGACGCAGCUUCUCGAUCAAAGUGGCUUCAAGCAAUUGCCCUUUCGACUUAAGCCCUACAACAUAGGCGUCUACUACACAAAGCUGGAUGACAGGCUACGUCAAACCCUGCUCGAUGUUCGCAAUCGGACACAAGUGACGGUGCUCUCCAAGAUCGAUUCUCUGCUGGAACAUAAUGCCAAGAUUGGCAGACUUCAGCAGCCGGUCGCAGAAGAUUAUAGUUUUCCAUGCAACUUAAGCAAAGGAAGAUCUCCUGAACCGCCAAGUCAUAUAACUCGAUUGCGUCCCGGUGAUAUCGAUAUUGUAGCUGCCCUUGGGGAUUCUACCCAUGCUGGUACUGGCAUCUUGGCUUUGGGAUGGCGUGAUUUGAUGACAGAAUAUCGGGGCUUCUCAUAUGGAGGCGGCGGCAUUGAAUCCUGGCGCACUGUGCUCACCGUGCCCAACAUACUGAAGCUAUACAAUCCGAAUCUUUAUGGCUAUGCCGUCGCUCAUUGUCUGGCUGUCGAUCCCAAUUCACGAUUCAAUGUUGCUGAGCCAGCGUUGUACUUGUUGGAUUUGCCAUUUCAGGCGCACGUUCUUAUCGAUCGCCUGCGGAAGGAUCCUAAGGUGGAUAUGGCGAAGCAUUGGAAAAUGAUCAACAUUCAUGUGGGUCCCAAUGACGUGUGCACCGAACUGUGCCACAGAGAUGACUUGGAGGCCUUUCUGCGCACGGUGAAAAGUGUUAUGUAUGAAACCUUCCGAGUGCUCAGAGAUAAUGUGCCGAGACUGCUGAUUAACUUUGUAAUACAACCGGAGAUUCAUGAUAUGCUCAAUACAAUACACAAAAUGCCACAGGACUGUAAAGGAAAAACCAUUUUCUUCUGCCACUGUCACCCCAAAUAUGACAAGUCGCAUUUUUACAAUGCUGCUGAGCGAUUUGUGAGAAUGCAGAAGGAAAUUGCUUCGAUGCCCGAGUUUCAACGCGAUGACUUUGCCAUUGUGAAUCAUGGCAUUCUCAGGAAUAUUAGCGAUUUUUGGUCAAAGAAUGGGGUACUCGACCAUACUUUUAUGGCCAACGAUUGUAUACACUUCAGUCAGAAGGGUCAAGCGGUGUUGACCAAACUAUUGUGGAAUAGCAUGUUUGCGCCAACUGAUUUUAGAUUUACAGAAGCUUGGAGUCAUCCCUUUGAGCAUUUUUUGUGUCCCAAUGCAGAGAAUCUGUUUCUGAGAACAAAAGGUGACCAAUAUUAAUUGGAUAAUAAUGUUAAAAAACUGAAAAAGUUAACUCAGUUCUUAGACUAUGGAUAUUAUUGCAGUUUUUACACUGUUAUAUUCUUGUAUAAGAAAU